CAUUUUUUAAGUUAAUAUUUCACAUACAACAAGCUAAAAUAAAUAAAUAAAUAAAUGUUUCUUCAGAGUAUUAAAUUAUUAAAAACAUAUUUAAAUUGGAAACCAUCUUAUAUUACUUAUAAUGGUGAAUCAAAUUAUAUUAUCUAUAUUAAAGUGAAUUAUAAAUAUAAACAAAUAUAAAAAUAUAACAAAAUCAUAAAUAUCAUUUAAAAAAAGAAACAAUUAAAUAAAUUUUUCUAUAUUUUUAAACCAAGACUUCUUAUAAUUAUAGUUUCAUUGCAACGUAUGAUGUGUAAUAACAGUAAAGAUAAUCAAAUAGUUUGGAUAGAUAUGGAGAUGACAGGAUUAGACAUAGAAAUAUGUCACAUCUUAGAAAUCAGUUGUGUAAUUACUGAUAGUGAUUUAAAAAUCAUAAAUGAGCCUUUGAAUAUUGUAAUAAAUCAAUCAGAUUCUAUUUUAGAUAAUAUGAAUGAUUGGUGUAAAGAACAUCAUAAAAAAACAAAAUUAAUUGAAGAUGUUCGUAAUAGUAAAAUUUCUUUAAAAGAUGCUGAACAAACUUUAUUAACAUUUUUAAAGAAAUAUAUUCCAAGAGGUAAAUGCCCUUUAGCUGGUAACUCUGUUUACAUGGAUCGCUUGUUUUUAAACAAAUACAUGCCAUUAGUUAAUGAUUAUUUACAUUAUAGAAUUAUAGAUGUUAGUACCAUUAAAGAACUAGCAAGAAGAUGGAAUCCACAAAUUUAUAAUUCUAUUCCUCCAAAAACAUCUAAGCAUCGAGCUACUUCUGAUAUUAUAGAGAGCAUACAAGAAUUGAUUUAUUAUAAAAAUCAUAUAUUUGUAUCAGAAAAUACUGAGAAGAAUUUAUUCUAAAAAAAAAACGAAUACAUAUAGAUUUUUUUUUAAAUUAAUAUUUCACAAUAUUUCCUUUAAAAGUUUGAAUUUUUAUUUACAUCCCUACACCGGGCAGAUUGAAUAAACUACUCUAUUGAAUAUGUUCUUUCAAAAA
This is a messenger RNA of Vespula vulgaris, 1003 nucleotides long. Its product is annotated as oligoribonuclease, mitochondrial. Gene Ontology annotation, cellular component: mitochondrion. The record is from RefSeq and is a predicted model, not a curated record. The coding region runs from base 286 to 867 and encodes 193 amino acids. The transcript is spliced from 5 exons. Gene Ontology annotation, molecular function: 3'-5'-RNA exonuclease activity; nucleic acid binding. Lineage: Eukaryota; Metazoa; Arthropoda; Insecta; Hymenoptera; Vespidae.